GAUGCAUUGUGUGUGUGUGGCUUUGCACACCUCUGUGUGUGACACAUUGUGAUGAGCUGUGUGCUCGAACCGGUGAGAGGCGGUGCGUUACUGGGAGAAGGAUUCCGACGGUCUGUGCCUGUAAAUAUCGCGUGGAGUGACAACGGCGGCGGAUGAUGCUGUGAGGACGUGGGAAGCCCAGGGUGCCGCUAACAGGGAGAUUGUGCUUCUGGAGGAGUCACCCAUUUCGGGAGCCCUGGUUCCACCCAGAGACCAUCCCCAGACCUGACUACACCCUGGAAGCCCUAACCACGCCCUUAGUGCGUGGCCACGCCCCCAGGAGCCUUGUUCCACCCCGAGCCCGCCCCUAGCCCUGAUCCGCCCUCAGGAUCCUUGGCCUCGGGUGGCGGAGGCCACAUCAUCAACGGCGAGGACUGCAGCCCGCACUCGCAGCCUUGGCAGGCGGCACUAUUCACGGAAAACGGAUUCUUCUGCGGGGGCGUUCUGGUGCAUCCACAGUGGGUGCUGUCAGCGGCACACUGUUUCCAGGACUCCUACACAGUCGGGCUGGGACUGCACAGUCUUGAGGCCAACCAAGAGCCAGGCAGCCGGAUGAUGGAGGCCACCUUCUCCAUACAGCACCCAGAGUACAACAAACCCUUUAUCGCCAACGACCUCAUGCUCAUCAAGUUGAAAGAAUCGGUGUCCGGGUCUGACACCAUCCAGAACAUCAGCAUUGCCUCCCAGUGCCCAACAGCUGGGGAUUCUUGCCUCGUUUCUGGCUGGGGUCAGCUGACUGAUGGCAGGCAGCCCCAAGUGCUCCAGUGCGUGAAUAUCUCGGUGGUGCCCGAGGAGAUCUGCAAUGCCUUCUAUGCCCCCGUGUACCACCACAGCAUGUUCUGUGCUGGCGGAGGACAGGACCGGAAGGACUCCUGCAACGGUGACUCUGGGGGCCCCCUGGUCUGCAACGGGUCCCUGCAGGGCCUCGUGUCUUUUGGACAAGCCCAGUGUGGCCUACCCUACGUGCCAGGUGUCUACACCAACCUCUGCAAGUUCACUGACUGGAUACAGAAAACCAUCCAGGACAUUUAACUACUGGAACUUGGUCCCAAGAAACUGAGCCCCCAGUAUAUGUUGUGGAAGGGAUUCAGGACCCUGGGUGUCCAGUGCUUUCCUCCCUGAGACCCAGGAGUCUAGACCCCCAACCCCCUCCUCCCUCAGCCCCAGGAAUCCAAUCCCACCAAGAAUCUUUUCCUGUACUAAGUGCCCCCUAGUGGCACAAUGUUGACCCGGCCUAAGCAGUAGCAGAGAAGGUUGGUUUUUCACCUUUUUGUUCCCUUCUCUUAAGCCCAGAAAUAAAAUCUAAGAGAAACACAGGCUCUGUUUGAACUGUCAUCCUUGCUUCCACUCCCAUUCACAGGAUUCCAGCAAAUAACUUUUCCUCCUUGGGCCUUAGUUUCCCCCAGGAGGGCCACUGGAUUCCCAAGGGAGGAGAUAUGCUUGAGCAGUUAAGAGAAAUUGAUUCUGUGGAUGUUGUCCAAUUUCAAAAGUCAAGUCGGCAAAUGACAAAUUAAUGAGGUUUUCUUGCUUAGUUUUUUUCUUUUUUUUUUUCUUUUUGCUUUGGUUAACUUGUUUUGGUUUUGUCUUCUUAAAUGCAUUUGAAGAAUUUUUCAUUUGAAUCUGCCUCAGAACUCUCCUGCUGUAACUGGGGCAUGGUGGGAAGAAUCAUGGAGAAAUAUGGAGAGUGAGGGCAGAGAUGGGGGGAGACUGAGGGCCCAAGAAUAUUUGGAAUUGUUAUCAUACUCUUCACUGAUAAAUUAUAUCCAUAAGAAUAUAGUGCUAAGAAUGUCUAUUCAAGAAUAUAUUAAUAAAUAUUUGGGAAUCUAGUCAUCUGGAGAUACUCCUCAAAAUACAUAAAGUAAGAAGUGAAAUAACUAAAAGUUAAACAAAUCCCCACUUAUAGAAGAGGAUUUAAAGAUGGUUCUUAGGAGGGAUGGGUUAGCCUGGUGAUG
Zalophus californianus (California sea lion) is the source of this 1991-nucleotide messenger RNA. RefSeq names its product kallikrein related peptidase 4 (gene KLK4). NCBI's taxonomy places the organism in Eukaryota, Metazoa, Chordata, Mammalia, Carnivora, Otariidae. The transcript is spliced from 5 exons. The record is from RefSeq and is a predicted model, not a curated record. Gene Ontology annotation, biological process: amelogenesis; proteolysis; extracellular matrix disassembly. Gene Ontology annotation, molecular function: serine-type endopeptidase activity. Bases 592 to 1071 code for a protein of 159 amino acids.